Molecule: messenger RNA, 2126 nt
Organism: Onychostoma macrolepis
Lineage: Eukaryota; Metazoa; Chordata; Actinopteri; Cypriniformes; Cyprinidae
Product: macrophage mannose receptor 1-like
Exons: 7
Coding region: 320-1297 (325 amino acids)
Source: RefSeq, a predicted model, not a curated record
CAUAAAUGAUGGAUAACUAUGCCCGUGAAAAGACAUCAGCAAUCCGGUGCCAAGAGAAGGAAAAAAAGAUGCAAACGAAGCCCGUGCGUCACUUUCAGUUUUAAGAAGAUCCCUGGGUCUUUUUCCUCGGCACGGAUCACAUGUCAGCUGCCCAUUUCCCUGAUUUGUUGAUGUUUUGCAUAAUGGUCUUUUAAGAAGCGAUCUGUGUUUCCAUCUUUGAGCAAAUACAACACACCUCUGUGAGCAGAAGCUGAAUUAUUUCUCCAUAAUCGCAGUUUUUGGGAAGAAAGGUGUCUGAAAUCAUUGGCUUUGUGAAGUCAUGAGUCCAGAAAUGCAUCUCAUGUUGUUUGUCUUGGCUUGCUCUUUCGCAGGUACGUGCAUCUCGUCUGCGAUCUCCAAACAGUUUGUCUUUGUUAAAGAGGCGAAAACAUUCAAUGAUGCACAGAUGUACUGCAGACAGUUUCACGGCGAUCUGGCGAGCAUUGAAGACGCGGCGGACUUCAGCCGUCUGCAGGCCGUGGUGAGCGGGAUCACGGAUCCGAGCGUGUGGAUCGGACUGAAGAGAGGCGAGCCGAACUGGUCCUGGUCUCUGUCCGAUAGCACUUUCUACGGCGAAGGAGAAACGGAGUACAGACACUGGAAAACCGGACAGCUGGACAAUUUAGGAGGAAUCGAAAACUGCGCCAUUGUCGAUGACAGUGGGGAGUUUUGGGACGUUUCGUGUUCCAGUCAAUAUAUGUUCAUUUGCUAUGAUGGAAAGGAAAACGCCCCCCAGAGGUAUGUGUUUGUCAGUCAAGCAAAGAGCUGGAGAGAUGCGCAGAUGUUCUGCAGGGAGAAUCACACGGAUCUGGUCAGCGUGAGGAACCUGGAUGAGAACCAGCUGAUCAAGGCGUUGGUGCCGAAGGGAGCUAUAGUGUUCAUCGGCCUGUUUAAAGAUUUUUUCAGAUGGUCGGAUAACAGCAUCUCCUUAUUCAGACGCUGGUCUGUUGGCGAACCUAAUGACUCUGGAGCUUGUGUUGAGCAAAGACUGUCAGAUACAAACACAUGGGCCGUUCGUAACUGCGAUGAAACAAGACCGUUCAUCUGCCAAGACGGAGUGAAGAUGCAGAUACUGAAAGUGAAACUGAAAUCAGGUCAGAAUGUGAAUGAUCCUGCGAUGAUGGUCACCUUCAUGGAGAAGAUCCAGCAGAAACUCGUGAGUCUGGGAAUGCCUAAAGAUGCCAAACUACAGUGGCGAGUUCAGUCAGACGGAGAGAUCUUCCACCUGCUGGAGAAUGACAUGAAUUCACACAAAUAACGUGUUGAAAAGACCCGUGGAUAUCGACUGACUCUUUUAAAACAGGAAACAAAUAUUUAUGUACAGUAUAACUCUUUAUUCCUUCUCACCUAUGUUUCCUUUGUUUAUUUGUCCUAUUUUGACAAACAAAUUAGUUUUUUGUUAAAAACAAUUUUAGUUGCUUUUGUCCUGCAAAACCUUUUUUGAUAUCAUGCCAUUGCUUACUUUGAAAAUUUUGUUUAUGUACUUUGCAUGUAUUAAGCAAAUAAGCUCUUCACUUUGAUUUGCAUUGUGAAUGCAAAUGCAAUUUUAUUUCGCAGCAUGACCAUAGGAUCAUUUAUGAGGCACAUUUUAAACACUCUGUAGCUUUUAUAAAAGAAACAUUACUGGGGUGCUUCUUGAGAUAAAACAAAGGCUCAAGAUCAAUUUUAAGAUCAAUCAGUGCAAAUGUCUUUCAGUUAAACAGCUCAGAUUUAGAUUUUAUUCUGGGACUAGGUUUAAGCCUUGUAUGUGAAACCGGGAUUUAUAUUUUAUAUUUCAAAAAUAUUUCAAAUUAAGAGCACAACUUGGGAUCUGUACAAUACGUUAUUAAAUUACUCAGUGAUUCUGAGUCGUUGUGUAAAUGGAAACAUGAGUACAAACUUAAUUGCUGCAUGGGUUUUAAAGUGCUUUGAUCCUUCAAGCAUUUUUAGUUCUUUUAGCCUCUUAAAAUGUAUUGAUAAACAUAAAAGACCCUCCACUGGCAAUUAUUCUAAUGCUUUAACUGAAUGACUGUUCAGGAAUUGCUAUGGUUUGAUAAUCUGAGGAUGAAAACUGAAUACUGGACUGUCAAAAGCGAAAAAUAACCAAA